AUGUCUCGCAACUUCUUGCGCGAAGUUGAUGUUCAUGUUGGAGACCGUGAUGUCAUGAAAUUCACUUUGGAUGGUUCAUGGACUGUGGCACGACUUGGCAAGGAACUCUUCCAGUUGGUCUUUGGCACACCACCUGUGAAAAACCAGCACAAGGAGAAUGCCAUUUUUUACACCUAUGUUGCUGACAUGGAUGAUAAUUGCCGUAGUGAGCAAGAACUCACCAGAGAAGAGUGUUUGAGAAGCGAAGAUGACAGAAAGCACUGUAAGACAGUGCUUUUCCCUCGCUACAUGCUCCGCUUCAAGCACAUCACAUACUGCCUCAACAGUUCGGCUUCUUCCGAUGAAAGCGGUUCUGAUGAUGAAGUUGAGCAAGAACCGCCAUCCUCUGGCUACUCACCAAUGAUUGAACAUGCCAAGACCGCGGGGGUUGAUUUGUUUGGAGACAUGGCAGACUUCUGGCAAAAAUACAACGACUUUGACAUUGUGUGGAGCGAUGGCAAUUACAAGUCAGGUCUUCCAAUUGUCUUCAGCCUCUACAAGCACGGGUGCUUGUGGCAUCGGCUCAAUCGCAACCAACUUGAGAUGGUGAAAGCCUAUGCCGAGGCUCAAAUUCCUGAUGGUUGCGAUGAGACGACUUGGGACGAAAAGUUUGUGGCAACCGGCGACCCGUGGCUUGUCUAUGUGAAGUCUUCCAUCAACCGCUAUGCCCUUGGAAAGGACUACCGGCGCAUCUUUGAAAGCAUUGAACUCAUCUUGAACUCAAAGGACGCUUCCAGUGAGGCUUCUGACGAGGAAGAAUUCGCACUGAACAUCACGGACUACAUCAACAUUCCUGAUGAGCCUUGGGAGUGCCGUUUGCUCAGCAAGGACUACCUUGAAGACGAAACGGAUUUCAUCACCCCGCUUCACAUUGUGUUGAACAAGCACACCUGUGAGCACCUGUUGGACUUGAAUUUGUAUGACCAGACAAUUUCGGUUUUUGACCUCAAAGACUGGAUGGUUCAGAAAUUCGCGACCAUGACAGAGGACGGACAAGAAGCAUUCCCUCCUUCUGCCUUUCGCCUUGGUUGUGGCAGUCGCCUCUUGAGAGAUGAUGAGACUGUGGCUGAUGUGGCACAGGGAGAGAGCAAGAUUACCUUGAAAAUCCUUCUGGUGCUUCGUGGAGGCGGAAUUCCGGUUCAGCGCCUUGAGAAGACAAAGGCGAAGGUUGAGCAUUCCAAGAAGUCCUUGAGUGCUUGUGCCUCCAAGGUCAGCAAUGAUGUGAAGAUAGUGCCUGUGGUGAAGAAGAUUGAAGAUGUUGUCCAAGGGUUCAUGGCUUCAUUGGACACCGUAGGUGUCCAGCAGACAUUGCUGAAGUAUAUGACUGACCUUGUGAAGACUUCACCGCAGAAGGCAUCCGAGAUCGUGAAAUACCUUGAGCAAUCCACGGCAGGUUCGCCAGAGGUCAAGAUGCGCCACAUUGCCGGCAAGUUCUUCUGCUGUGAAGGCAUUAGUGAGAAGAUUGAAGAACUCAAGAUGGCGGAUGAGAGUUUGAAGUUCGCACUCCUCAUUGGAUUUCAGCGAAUGAUUUGUGAGAACAAGAGUAAGAAGGAAUACACCAUCAGUUCCUUUGGCGAAGCCUUGGACACUGUGCUCAAGAUGAGCGAUGAUGCGAUGUUGUGA
This is a messenger RNA of Cladocopium goreaui, 1662 nucleotides long. NCBI's taxonomy places the organism in Eukaryota, Dinophyceae, Suessiales, Symbiodiniaceae. The record is from the annotation of a GenBank genome assembly.